GUGUUUAUUCUUUUUAAUUUUCUUUUCAAAUCUUCCUCGUGCAAAACCCAAAUAUAAGCCUAAAUCCCUAGCCUGUCUUCUCUUCCUUUUUCUCACUUCUCUUUCGUCAGAUCAACAGCUUAAAAUCUUAGUUAAGGAGGCGAGGUAUUCAUCUCCUACAUCACAGACCAGUCUUUGAUCGUAGAGACCAUAUUCAGCACCUCCUUCUCAUCUCUUCUCCAUUUCCUGAAGCUACUCAGGCUGUGCUUUGUGUUUGGGUAGGUAGAAAGGUGUGGUAGAGAUGGCAGACAGGUUGACACGUAUAGCAAUUGUGAGCUCUGACAGAUGCAAGCCGAAGAAGUGCCGUCAAGAGUGCAAGAAGAGCUGCCCUGUUGUCAAAACUGGGAAAUUAUGUAUUGAGGUUACUGUUGCAUCUAAGAUAGCUUUCAUCUCUGAGGAGUUGUGCAUUGGAUGUGGUAUUUGUGUUAAGAAAUGCCCAUUUGAAGCACUACAGAUCAUCAACUUGCCCAAAGAUCUUGAUAAAGAUACAACCCACCGUUAUGGGCCCAACACCUUUAAAUUGCACAGGCUGCCAGUCCCAAGGCCUGGGCAAGUUCUUGGCUUGGUUGGAACAAAUGGCAUUGGGAAGUCCACAGCCCUCAAAGUUUUGGCUGGAAAACUGAAACCAAAUUUGGGUCGUUUCAAUAAUCCUCCAGAUUGGCAGGAAAUCUUGACCUACUUUCGAGGAUCUGAGUUGCAGAAUUAUUUUACCCGUAUCCUGGAAGAUAAUCUGAAGGCCAUCAUAAAGCCUCAGUAUGUUGAUCACAUUCCAAAAGCAGUCCAAGGCAAUGUAGGGCAGGUGCUUGACCAAAAAGAUGAAAGAGAGAUGAAAGCUGAACUUUGUCAUGAUCUUGAGCUGAACCAGGUUAUAGAUCGUAAUGUGGGGGACUUGUCUGGUGGGGAGCUCCAACGGUUUGCUAUUGCUGUUGUUGCCAUACAGAAUGCUGAAAUAUAUAUGUUUGAUGAACCAUCAAGUUAUCUUGAUGUGAAGCAGAGGCUUAAAGCUGCCCAAGUCAUAAGAUCUUUGCUCAGGCCCAACAGCUAUGUAAUUGUGGUGGAGCAUGAUCUUAGUGUUCUGGAUUACUUGUCCGACUUCAUUUGUUGCUUAUAUGGGAAACCGGGUGCAUAUGGAGUUGUAACUCUUCCCUUCUCUGUUAGGGAAGGAAUCAAUAUUUUCUUGGCUGGAUUUGUCCCCACAGAGAAUCUACGAUUCCGGGAUGAAUCUUUAACCUUCAAGGUUGCUGAGACUCCACAAGAGAGUGCUGAGGAGAUUGAAACAUAUGCACGAUAUAAAUAUCCUACUAUGACCAAAACUCAGGGCAACUUUAAGCUUCGUGUGGUUGAGGGUGAAUUUACAGAUUCUCAGAUUAUUGUAAUGCUGGGUGAGAAUGGGACGGGGAAGACAACCUUUAUUCGUAUGCUGGCUGGUUUACUAAAACCUGAUAGUGUGGAAGGUUCUGAUGUUGAAAUACCCGAGUUUAAUGUUUCUUAUAAGCCCCAGAAAAUCAGUCCUAAGUUCCAGUCUACUGUUAGACACUUGCUACAUCAAAAAAUCCGUGAUUCAUAUAUGCAUCCUCAGUUUGUAUCAGAUGUCAUGAAGCCACUGCUUAUAGAGCAGCUAAUGGAUCAAGAAGUGGUGAAUCUCUCUGGUGGGGAGUUGCAAAGGGUUGCUUUGUGUCUCUGCCUUGGAAAGCCUGCAGACAUUUAUCUAAUCGAUGAACCGAGUGCAUAUCUGGAUUCUGAACAGCGUAUUGUUGCUUCUAAAGUCAUUAAGAGGUUUAUCCUUCAUGCGAAGAAAACUGCUUUCGUGGUAGAGCAUGAUUUUAUAAUGGCAACUUACCUUGCUGAUAGAGUUAUUGUAUACGAGGGGAGGCCUUCUGUAGAUUGUACUGCAAAUUCUCCUCAGUCAUUGCUAACUGGAAUGAAUCUGUUCUUAUCUCAUCUGGACAUCACAUUUAGGCGGGAUCCAACUAAUUACCGACCAAGAAUCAAUAAAUUGGACUCAACCAAGGACAGAGAACAGAAAGCUGCUGGGUCAUACUAUUACCUGGAUGAUUGAUGCAAUUAUUGGCAGAGUUUACAUAAUUCUCCUUGCCAGUCUUUCUUUGAGAAUUUAAGAGCGCCAUUCUGAACAAUUUUGCAACUCAGCAAAUUAUCAUACAUUGGCAAAUGACUAGUUGCCUCCUGUCCGGUGAAGAAGUAACAUUUAUCUUUUAUGUAAAUGAGCUGCAGCAGACCAUUUACAAUGUUGCUUCACCAUGUUUUCUGAUAUAUCAUGUUAGUUCAUUUUUCUUGAUAAUGACAUCAGGGCCGGUCUUUAAAUUUUAUUUGAAUGUGAGUCUGUAUUUAACUAGUGCCGAAAUUAGAGGAAGAAAGGUAUUGAGCUGAGUUAUCGAGGUGCAGUUUUGUCUUUUGUAACACUAAUUUUUUUUAUGAUUACAGCAUGAGAAGUUCCUCCGAAA
This is a messenger RNA of Ricinus communis (castor bean), 2501 nucleotides long. Its product is annotated as ABC transporter E family member 2. Gene Ontology annotation, molecular function: ATP binding; ribosomal small subunit binding; iron ion binding. Gene Ontology annotation, biological process: translational initiation; ribosomal subunit export from nucleus; translational termination. The transcript is spliced from 13 exons. The record is from RefSeq and is a predicted model, not a curated record. The coding region runs from base 281 to 2098 and encodes 605 amino acids. NCBI's taxonomy places the organism in Eukaryota, Viridiplantae, Streptophyta, Magnoliopsida, Malpighiales, Euphorbiaceae.